AUGUUAGCGAAGGGAUUUUCGAGCCCUGUUCGCUCGUUUAUCAAUAUACGCAACUCUGGCAUCUGUCUGUUUAUCAACCAUCCACCUGCGUAUUGGAACAUACAGCAGAGAGCUCUUGUUCGGUCCCUAGCCACCUCGACCUCUCAACCAAAUGAAUUACUGAUUCCAUUGCGAAAGCAGCUCAAGGCUGAAGCUAAACAAAAACGAGAGCGCGCAAGAUCUGGCCCCACAGCCGAGGAAACGGACACAGUAUCUACAGAUGGAUGGGAACUCACAGUCGGUAUAGAAAUUCAUGCCGAGCUCAACACAGCUCGCAAACUAUUCUCUGAAGCUCCAACAUCGUCGCCUGAUGCAGCGCCUAACAGCAACGUAGCAUUGUUUGACCUCGCUUAUCCAGGAUCGCAACCUCAUUUUCAAAUUGCCACACUUCUUCCUGCAUUACGAGCAGCUAUUGCCCUGAAUUGUGACAUACAGCGCAAGAGCACGUUCGACAGAAAGCAUUAUUUCUAUCAAGAUCAACCGGCAGGCUAUCAGAUCACACAAUACUACGAGCCAUUCGCUCGUGAUGGCCAUAUCACGCUUUAUGACUAUGAUGGCAUCGCAGCUGAAGACGGUGAGCAGAUCACCAUUGGCAUUAAGCAGAUACAGAUGGAGCAGGACACAGCAAAGACGAUUCAAAUUCCCCCAUCUGAGCACUACCUAGAUUUUAAUCGAGUCUCCCACCCACUUAUCGAGAUCAUCACAUUACCUCAGAUUCAUCAUCCUACGACAGCUGCGGCAUUGGUGCGCAAAGUGCAAAGUAUUUUGAAAGCGGUCAAUGCCUGUACCACUGGCAUGGAACUUGGAGGGUUACGUGCAGACGUCAAUGUUUCUGUCCGCAGACGACAAGCAGCAGGCGAGUACACGGGAGGCUCUUACCACGGCGUCAGCGGUCUCGGACAGCGAACUGAGAUCAAGAACUUAAGCAGCUUCAAAGCCGUCGAAGAUGCCAUCAUCGCGGAGCGCAAUCGACAAAUCAAGGUGCUCGAGUCGGGAGGUGUCGUCGAAGGCGAAACACGAGGGUGGACUUUGGGCAAUACCGAGACCAAAAAACUGCGCGGAAAGGAAGGGGAGAUCGACUAUCGGUACAUGCCAGACCCUGAUAUUGCACCUGUCAUUAUUUCUAAGAAUCUUGUUGACCACCUGAGAGAAAAAUUGCCGAAGCUCCCGGAUGAGCUGUUGAUGCUUCUCACUAAGGACCCUGCGCAUGGACUAACAAUGAAGGAUGCGAAGACACUACUUUCGUUCGAUGACGGUGAUCGAUUAGAUUUCUACUUCGAAGUGCUCCACCGCGUUCAGAAGGAGCUUGGCAGACUAGCACCUUAUCAGCUCGGACGUGUUGUUGGAAAUUGGGUCAUCCAUGAGCUGGGAGCUUUGCUUGGGCGGGCCGACACCCCUUGCAGGAAUUCUCGUGUCAGCACAGUUCAUCUCGCACACAUACUGGUCUUGCUCCAGGAGGGCAAGAUCACAAACGCUUCGGCUAAGCAACUGCUAAGCCUGGUAUUUGAAGGCGAUAUGCGUGAUGUCGGCAGAAUUGUCGAGGAAGACGGCAUGCUUGUUCAAGACAUUGAUGGCGCCGAGUAUUCCAAUGCGGCGAGGAGGCUCAUAGAAGCCAAUCCAGAAAUGGUCAAGGCCAUCAAAGAGAAGGGACAGCAUGGCAAAGUGAUGUGGUUUGUGGGACAGAUGUUGCGUGAAAUGGCUAAAGACCAUGGAAAAGGUAGCGUGAACGCUGAAAAAGCGAAACACGCCGUGGCCCAGAUAUUGGACGUUCGUGUCUGA
Verruconis gallopava is the source of this 1818-nucleotide messenger RNA. RefSeq names its product aspartyl/glutamyl-tRNA(Asn/Gln) amidotransferase, B subunit. Gene Ontology annotation, molecular function: glutaminyl-tRNA synthase (glutamine-hydrolyzing) activity. Lineage: Eukaryota; Fungi; Ascomycota; Dothideomycetes; Venturiales; Sympoventuriaceae. Bases 1 to 1818 code for a protein of 605 amino acids. Gene Ontology annotation, biological process: mitochondrial translation; glutaminyl-tRNAGln biosynthesis via transamidation. The record is from RefSeq and is a predicted model, not a curated record. The transcript has a single exon.